Oppiella nova is the source of this 2528-nucleotide messenger RNA. The record is from the annotation of a GenBank genome assembly. Lineage: Eukaryota; Metazoa; Arthropoda; Arachnida; Sarcoptiformes; Oppiidae.
AAACUUUUAUAUCACUUUUAAUUGAUCCAAAACUAUGUCCAACUUGUGUCUCACGCAUCUAUGUCUUCGUCGACUGCUUGUGUCCGGCAAACGAUGGCCACCAGUGGUCGACCACAAGAGACAUUUGUUUGGGUUCUUCAGGAAGUCUAAGGCGCCCGGCGUUUAUAUCUUAUUCCCAGACAUACCAUCGGAUACUCCAGAGACAAACGAGUUGUUGGUUUUACCGGCAAACGACUCAACGCCGACUCGAUUCACACGAUUAUCAUCGGAAAAGUGUGUCAAAGCCGUGGCCAAGAUGUCCAUCGACUUCGACUCGUGCAUCGACUCAUUGGAUCAACAACUGGAACAAAAGAAAUUGUCCCAAAGUUUCGACGAAGUGAUGGCACAAAUCGAGGAGCGAUUGGUUCCCUUAGACUACGGGAUGUCAACGCUUCGGCUGCUGAGGGCUGUCGACAAACAGCGAUACGACUUCAGACACUUCGACCAAUUCUUCAACAGAAUCACUGCCACCAAAAUCCGACGCUUCCGGAGUCCACAGAUCUACUACUUUAUGCGCGAAAGCGACUCAAAUCGGGAUCAACUCGAUGGCCAACAGCGACGAGUUGUCGACAAAUACCUAUUGGAGGCGAAACUCUUUGGCACAACACUAUCGGCUCAGGAGUCGCCUAUUUUAGCGCAAAUCCACACCAAUCUCGCGGAGGAGAAGACGAAAUACAGCGAAAACUUAGCCGAAGCCACGAAACGCUUCUCGCAUACCAUCGACGACCCGUCGCUGUUAGGCGUACUGCCGGACGAGUUGAUCGCAUCGAUCGGCAGCCACAGCAACGCCACGAUAACCCUUCACUCGUCGGUAUUCAACCCAUUCAUGGAGUACUGUCCGGACCGGUCGUUGCGAUGGAACCUAUGGCUCGCGUACAACAGCCGCUCCUCGCCCUCCAACGACCGGCGCAUUAGUAACAGUAUUCCCAUUGAAAACAUUCGGGCGUUGCGUCGAAAACAGGCCCAAGUGCUGGGCUAUGAGAACUAUGUGGAACUGUCGCUCGAGACCAAAAUGGCCCGCACUGUGGAUAACGUGCGGACAUUCGUGUCGACCCUUCACACGAAGAGUAAGCACGCAUUUGACGCUAAUUUCAAAGAGUUGACCGAAUUUGCCGAACACAGCGGUUCCCACGAGUCCGGAGCCAAACUAGAGCUCUGGGAUCUGCCGUAUUGGCAGAGAAAGCUACUGAAGUCCAAGUACUCCAUCGAAGACACUCGUGUCAAACAGUACUUCCCUCUGAGCGCUGUUCUCAACGGUAUGUUUCGUUUGGCGGAAAACCUGUUCGAUGUUAAGGUAGAAGAGGUGCCGACCGACCGGUUCGAGUCGUGGCAUAAAGACGUCCUGUUCUUCCGUAUACUUUCACCCAAACAAGGAAUCGUUGGCUCCUUUUAUUUGGAUCCUUACGCUCGAGUCAACCAAAAGUCUCGUUUCUCUUACAACGAGUUGUCUCUGAAUCGUUGCCAUUCACUGCAAACAAAACCCAUUUCUUGUUUGAUCGCAAACUUUGCCGAACCGUUAAUCAGCGGACAGUCCACUCAACUAUCGUUCGCUCAAAUCAUAUCUCUGUUUAAACAGUUUGGUCACAUUCUGCAGCACUCUCUGACUGAGAGCCGAUAUGCGGAGAUCAGUGGUCUGGCCAGUCAGGAGUGGGAUGUCGUCAACUUCUUCCCUGAGUUUAUGGCCCUCUGGCCCCUCAACUCGUACGCAACGCUGUCGUCGUGCAGCGCACACGUGUCCGACGGAUCACCCCUUCCGGAACAGGAGUUCGACAAAAUACGGCGCGCUCACUAUCACUUCUCAUCGUUUGACUUAAAGCAUGAAAUAUAUCGAAUGGCACUCGACUUAGGCCUCUAUACGGGCACAGAGUUCUGGGCCAACAUCCGAGACCAGGUGUGGGACGAAUACAUGAGUCCAUUCAGUCGUGACAAGUUGGACGCACAUCCCUGUUCUUUCAGAGCCAUAUUCUGCGACGACUUCGCCUCCGCUUACUUCUCAUUCAAAUGGGCAGAGAUGUUGGCAUCGGAUGCGUUCGCUGCCUUCCAAGCGGUCGGCGUCGACGACCACAAGGCUGUCGCGCGAGUCGGCGCCCGGUUUAAGGACUCAUUUCUCACGCAUAGCGGCGACUAUAGUAGUAAUGAAAUAUUUAGGCGAUUCUUAGGCAGAGAUCCGUCGCCGGACGCCUUCCUUAGGAUUAAUGGUAUUCACGGAAAGGAUAGUCAUCUUAAAAAGGACUCCAUUUUAGGUAAUGAGAAAACGGCAAACGAAGGCACGGCUGAGAAACAUGUGAAUUGAGUCCUUAUAUAAUAUAUAAUUUAUAUGAAAUCAUUAGUUAAAUAAAUAUUUUGCAAUGAAUUUGAUGACUAGAAUUGUAAGAAAGCUUAGACUUACGUAAAGCCCAAUCAUUAUAUGUGUCGUUAAAACCAAUUGAAAUCUUUUAUUUUGUGUCAUUAAUGCUAUUAAACAAACAAAGAUUUUAUGAUUAAAACAA